Canariomyces notabilis is the source of this 1626-nucleotide messenger RNA. Its product is annotated as MFS general substrate transporter. The record is from RefSeq and is a predicted model, not a curated record. NCBI's taxonomy places the organism in Eukaryota, Fungi, Ascomycota, Sordariomycetes, Sordariales, Chaetomiaceae. Gene Ontology annotation, biological process: transmembrane transport. Gene Ontology annotation, molecular function: transmembrane transporter activity. Bases 1 to 1626 code for a protein of 541 amino acids. The transcript has 8 exons. Gene Ontology annotation, cellular component: plasma membrane.
AUGGAACCACAAGUGCCCAUCGAGGUGGAAAAGCCCUCGCCGGUAGCUCGCGCCGACUCGUAUGCCACCACCAGCAGUGAAGGAAGCCUUUUCUGGGCUAAAAAGGGGCAAACCUCCUGUCUCGUUCAACCAUCUACGUUGUCGCUCCCCGUGCCUGGACAAGAACCAAGUGUUACUGUCGUGUCGUUUAAGCCAAAUGACCCGUCCAACCCUUACAACUGGUCGACUCAAACCAAAACCCUCAUCCUCCUCGCCGCCACCCUGACAACAAGCAUAACCUUUGUCCCGUCCACUCUCCCCUCCAAUUUGAUCCCACCGAUAGCCGAAAUCUUUGGCGUUCCUGCGACGGGGCCCAACUCGGUCCUGCCCGCGUCCAUGUACCUGGCCGGGUUUGUGUUUGGCCCGCUCGUGUUCGCGCCGCUGAGCGAGGCGCCCCGUGUCGGACGCCGCUGGGCGCUGGUCGCGGGUGCGCUGGGGUUUCUGGUGUUUUCUAUCGCCGGGGCGGUUGUUAAUCCGGACGGGUCAGGGUGGGCGGCGUUCCUGGGGACGAGGUUUGGCCUGGGUGUGUUUGCGUCGCCGCCUGCGAGUGUCUUUGGAGGGGUGGUCGCGGAUUUGUUUGAGGGGGAGGUGUUGAGGGGGAGGGUUAUGAUGAUUUGGUCCGCGGCAACCUUUAUCGGUCCCCUAGCUGCGCCUAUCCUGGCGGGAUAUGCGAGUCCCGUGUUGGGGUGGCGGAAUGUCUUUUGGGUUGCGGCCAUUCUUGCGGCUGUUGGAUUGGCUACGACCUUGUUGCUCCCCGAGACACUGGCGUCGACAAUCCUGAGGAAAAAGGCGGCGAGGCUGAACAGAGAAGGCCAUGACAAAGCUAAGCGGUUCAUAGCUCCAUCAGACCUGGUUGAAGAGAAACCCUGGACUACGUAUAAAACGACGCUGGGGCGACCCUGGCGUCUACUCUUUUGCGAGAUGAUUAUUUCCAUCACGUGUGUGUACUUGGGCUUUGUCUACGCUGUGUUCUACAUGUUGGUACAGAUUUUCCCGGCCAUCUUCCGCGGUGUGUACGGGUUCAGUGCCGGCAUGUCGGGAAUCCUUUUCACGAUCAUGGGAUUUGGCACCUUUGUCGCCUGCUUCAUCCUAUGGUGGUACGACAGCCUUGCCCUGCGCCUGAGCGACAGACAUCCCGACAAAAGGGAAGAGUAUCUACGGCUUCCACUCGCCUGUGUCUCUGGGCCGGUAUUCGCUGUUUCCAUGCUGUGGCUGGGCUGGUCGUCACGGCCCGAAAUUCACUUCCUCGUGCCUCUGGCAUCUACCAUCCCCUACGGACUGACCUACCAUCUUAUCUUCAUGGCCAUGAUCAAUUAUGUCGUUGAUGCGUACGGUAUCUACUCGGCCUCGGCAUUGGCGGCGCUCAGUAUGACGCGGAGCCUGGCGGGAACCAUCAUUCCCCUGGCGGUUGAGGACAUGCUCGCGGCCCUGGGGAUUGCUUGGUCAUGCACCAUCCUGGCAGCUGUCAGUGCUGUUCUGGCCGUUGUCCCGUUUGGCUUCAUCGCGUACGGCGAGAAGAUACGCGCGGCCAGCCGGUUCAGCGCCGAGCUCAAGCCCGCGCUAGACCUGGAAGCGGGAGUCUUGUAG